Messenger RNA from Torulaspora delbrueckii, 468 nucleotides. Its product is annotated as 40S ribosomal protein uS17. The record is from RefSeq and is a predicted model, not a curated record. Gene Ontology annotation, biological process: translation. Gene Ontology annotation, cellular component: cytosolic small ribosomal subunit; ribosome. The transcript has 2 exons. Bases 1 to 468 code for a protein of 155 amino acids. Lineage: Eukaryota; Fungi; Ascomycota; Saccharomycetes; Saccharomycetales; Saccharomycetaceae. Gene Ontology annotation, molecular function: structural constituent of ribosome.
AUGUCCACUGAAUUGACCGUUCAAUCUGAAAGAGCUUUCCAAAAGCAACCUCACAUCUUUAACAACCCAAAGUUAAAGACCAACAAGAGAGCUAAGAGAUGGUAUAAGAACGCUGGUUUGGGUUUCAAGACCCCAAAGACCGCUAUUGAAGGUUCUUACAUUGACAAGAAGUGUCCUUUCACCGGUUUGGUUUCCAUCCGUGGUAAGAUCUUGACUGGUGUCGUUGUCUCCACCAAGAUGCACCGUACCAUUGUCAUCAGAAGAGACUACUUGCACUACGUUCCAAAGUACAACAGAUACGAAAAGAGACACAAGAACGUUCCAGUUCACGUUUCCCCAGCUUUCCGUGUUGAAGUCGGUGACAUUGUUACCGUUGGUCAAUGUAGACCUAUCUCCAAGACUGUUAGAUUCAACGUCUUGAAGGUUGCUUCCAACUCCAAGUCCAAGAAGCAAUUCACUAAAUUCUAA